Geodia barretti is the source of this 2878-nucleotide messenger RNA. NCBI's taxonomy places the organism in Eukaryota, Metazoa, Porifera, Demospongiae, Tetractinellida, Geodiidae. The record is from the annotation of a GenBank genome assembly.
AGUCAGUUGCAAAAAGAUUGAUUGGUAGAGUGAAGUGAGUUGUGGGAGAGAGAGGCUGAUGAUGGUAAUGGAGGGCGGGUACCCCAGAAAUAUGUUCGUGGAGCCUGUACAAGAAGAACUGCUGUGCGCACUCUGCGACAAGGUGCUGCGCAGUGCAAAGACGACGCCGUGCGGUCACAUCUACUGCAAAGGCUGCGUGGAGAGUUGGGUGGUGGAGCACAGAGCCUGCCCGCGGAACUGCACCGAGGUAGCUGUGAAAAACCUUGCAUGGGCGGGUCAUAUCGAUAAUGUAGUAUCCGGUCUGACAACGCGGUGUAAAAACGUCGGCUCCGGUUGCAAGGUGCAAGUCCCGCUGCGAGAAAAGGCGGCACACGAAGCCAAGUGUCCCCACAGUAAAGAAGGGAAUUCCAAAGAAGCACCGCUCCAGACGGGAAACGUGGACGUUGACUGGGAAGAAGAAACCGAGGGUAGCAAAGACAGUGAAAUCGAGUCCAAGGAAUCGGUGGGGUUCUUUCAGAGAGCUACGAAAAUUGUGUUGAGCUUUCGGUCUCGGAACGCUCGAAAGAAAUCGUCCGGAAUUGCAACCAGCAGCGCUCUUUCAAAAUCGACUGAGGAAGGAUUAGCAACAGCAGGGGGAAUGCUCACCCAGCGAACGUUCAGACUGAAGCGAAACCGGCCCAAGGAACCGCUGGGCCUAGUUCUCCUGUCAGGGGACAAAACUAGCGACGGGAGACACAAGAGCUAUUUGGUGAAAAAGGUGAACCGAGACACCCUCGGCUGGAGAGCUGGGAUAUUAGCCGGAGACAGAAUCAUAAAGGUAGAUAAUCACGACCUGUGCAAGCUAACACCGCAGGAGAGCGUGGCCAGGAUUAAGGAAAAGUCGGUGGUGACGCUAACUCUCCUGAGAGAGACGGGACCCAACAAACACUCUCGGGGUGAUCACUUCUCCCACAUAUACGACGAAAUCGACCUCUUCUAUACCGACCAGGGGGACCAGUUGUCUCAGCAUGCCCUCUCCCAGCCAAUGCCGACGCGGUCUUACCACGGACCAGAUCUCCCCGUAGUACUUUCUCAGUUUGACGAGAACUAUCCGCCCACCCUUCCACCCAUGGACUUUGGAAAGUUGAGCCCUUCGGCUCAGCACAAGCUCCAGCUCCAGAGAAACAUUGAUGAGAAACUCGGACAGCGUAGAAAUUUCCGACCGACUUCCCCCGGGGCACACGUGACACAUCAGACGUCCCCGAACUACGGUCAGGGAGAACGAACCAGCAAAGACAGUGGGCUCUCCAGUGGCUCCAGCGACUCUCCUAACUCUGGAGGGAAACAGGUGGAGGGAAGACUGGCCGUCCAGCCCAGCUCUCCCUUUUCCUCCUCAGCAGCAACAGCUGCUCUGAGUCCCACAACAGCUCUCGACCUCAAUAGAGACACAAACGUGAGGAAAUCGUACAGAACCGAGCAGGAGAUGGUGAGAAAGUUCAUCAAGGAACAUAGGAGAAAGCCUCCUUCACCACAGAGCCUUGUGUCUUCAAACCAACCAACCCGGAGUCGAAACUGUCGCAUAAAUGGAGACUACGAAUUAGAGGAUAUUCAUCUCGAGAAGAACGGGACAAGCCAACUGGGAAUUACACUCGGUUACGAUUCGUCUGCUGCCCAUGGAAGCUGUCUGUAUGUGUGUGAGAUAGUGGCUGGAGGGCUGGCAGCCCAAGACGGAAGGCUCAGGACAGGAGACAUCAUUCGGAGGGUGAAUGGGUUCCGCGUGUUUGAUCCCGAGGAGGCCAUUCUGCUGUUCCUAGAACAGGAUCAGGACAUCACACUCAGUGUGGCCCGCAAGAUCAAGGUUCGAUCAAGACUAAGACCCCAGCCGGAACCAGAUCUGGACUACCUGGAAUCAACCCUGCUAAGAAAUGGACUCGCCAUCCGUAAGACUGACAGCUGUGGCUCUCUGGACUCCCACACCCACCACACCCACCACGCCUAUGCCAUCCUCGAGCCUCCGAGUGAGACUGGGAGCAGCGAGCAGCAGCCCGUGGCUCACCCUCCAAGGGACAAGAGAGCAAGGUCACGUGAGCUCCAGCUGAUGGCCACGAGUCACGACAGCAUCAAUGAAUCAACCACGACCACCGCCCGGAUGAGACUAAUGGCGAUGAGCCGAGACAGCAUCGACGAUUUCUUGUCCACAUCUCGUGGCAGAGAGGAGGACCCUUACCGAUCACGACGAGGCUCCUCCCCCUCCAACCACACCCCUCUCGGUGGUGGUGGAUUACGCCCAAUUACAGGGAGCUCCCCGAAUCUCCUCCGUGUCCACCAUUCACCGCCGGCAUUCCACCACCAGAUGGCGUCCGGCUCAAACCUACUGGGAGGGCCUCACAGCAGACAGAGAAUGGUGAUGGAUCGACCGUCCAGUACCUCUCCCGACAGCAAGUUCUGGAGCACAACCAGCAGUGGCUCUCGGCCAAUCGGCGGAGUCGUUUGUCAGAGAAAGCUCUCCAGUCCGAACCUGUUGGAGGCAGUGGGCUCUCCAACUGGUCGUGAACCCAGGAUCAUGACACCUCUCUCCCCGACACCCCAGGCCCCGCCCAGUUUCCAUGGCAUCGCCAAGGAGAUACGGAGACUCCCAAACCGUUUUGACGGGCACCUGGAGGUGUGUGCAGCCGGAGGCGUCGAGGGUCGCAGGGAGAGCCUAGUGUGAACCAAAAAUUACGCACAUUUGUCCGUCACUUCAAGUUUGUCCAUAAAUUUUUACCACCCAAAGUAUGUUUUUUGUUAAAUUCACAUUGUAAGUCACUCACGUAAAGCACAAAUUUUAUCGCCCACCAAAAUAUUUUGUCUUGUUCAAAAUUCAAAAAACCUAUGAUACUUAUUAUGACAAAAUUACAAG